AUGAGUCUCAUCAACGUUGCUGCGAAGAUCUUCGCUAUGGUCCUACUCAGGCGAUUCCAGUCUGUGCGCGACUCAAGGACGAGGCCCAACCAAGCCGGAUUUCGUGCUGGACGUGGAUGCGCAGGCCACAUAUUCACACUGAGACGCAGUCUCGAAUUUCGCCAUAGCUACCAACAACCGACGGCCGUCUGCUCCAUUGACUUUGCCGCCACGUUCGAUUCCGUUCACCGUGAGUCUCUGUGGCGGAUAAUGGCGCUAGAUGGUGUACCGGCAAAAAUUAUCGUCAUGAUCAAGGCCAACUAUCGCUUCGCUACUGCGAGAGUUCUGGUCCACAACAAUCUUUCCCAACCGUUCGGUAUUCGGUCUGGCGUCCGACAGGGUUGUAUCCUGUCACCCAUACUGUUCAACUACUCUAUUGACUGGAUCCUCGGGAGGGCCCUACGUGAGAGUGACGGCAUAGAAUUUGCACCCGGACAUCGACUGACUGAUCUCGACUAUGCUGAUGAUUUCGCCUUAGUUGCUUCAAGUUUUGGUGAUCUGCAGUCUAUGGUGUCACGGGUGAACGAAGUCGCUAAAUCGGUCGGUUUGUCCAUAAACGCUGGGAAGACCAAAGUAUUAUCAAGCUGCAACCCUGACCAGGAGAAGGCAUCCCUCGGGAUUGAUGGCUGUCAACUUGAAGAAGUAGACAGUUUUAAAUAACUCGGGACGAGGCUGCUGCCUAAUGGACAGAGUAAGGACGAUAUCGUCUCCCGAAUCUAUGCUGCCCGCGGGUUUUUCUCAAACCUUCGGAAAUGCCUGUGGAACCGACGUGACCUCUCCAUCGCCAUUAAGAUUCGCGUGUACCGUGCACCUGUCCGGUCUGUCCUUCUCUAAGAUUGUGAAUGCUGGGCUUUGCGCGUGGAGGACGAGCAAAAACUGGAGGGAUUUGACCACCACUGCUUGAGGACCAUCCUUCGAGUGAAGUUCGCCGACUUCGUCUCAAAUGAGACAGUCCGCGCUCGCUGCGACGACAUCUCAAGGAUAACUCAGGCCAUCCAAGAAAGACGACUGAGGUGGUUCGGGCAUGUUCUUCGUCGUCCACCUCAGGAGUUCAGUGUUACUGCCCUCGAUCCGGCACCGUUGCCCCAUUGGAGGCGUCGAAGAGGGGGUCUGUUCAAAAUCUGGCUCGACACAGUUCGUCAAGACAUAGAGGUGGUUUUUGGACCUUCGGUAUUCGGUCCCCGUCGUUGGCGGAGAGAAUGGGUUGAGCUGUCCAGAUCUACUGCCGCGGAUCGUCACGCGUGGAGAGAUACAGUUCGGGACAUCAUCGAGGCCGGCUAG
Messenger RNA from Spirometra erinaceieuropaei, 1320 nucleotides. The record is from the annotation of a GenBank genome assembly. NCBI's taxonomy places the organism in Eukaryota, Metazoa, Platyhelminthes, Cestoda, Diphyllobothriidea, Diphyllobothriidae.